GCUUCCCCUUUAAUUUGCCCACGCUGUAUAUCAGUAAGGAGUGGUGGAGAGCAGCUGCACAGCUCACUGUAGUCCCUUUGUAUGCGCAGCAGAGCUUAACUGCAGCCUAUACCGCUCGCGCUAACACAGUAAUUAUGAGUAAAAGACGAAAAGUUGGACUUUGACAUGAAAUGGCUAGCUCACGGCGCGCCACUCCCUAACAUGAACGAGGAGGGCACAAGUAAGCGCACGAGGAAUCUCUGUGCAUAUUUCGAUGGAUAUUUUGCAUCUUGAAGACAACUCGGGAAGAUCUCUGAACUGAGUCGAGACAACACUGUGAGGACACAGGGGGCGUCAGAUUUUGCUGACCAUAGCAUCUUUGGACCGUUUCAAUGGGAAACUCUUUGCAAAUAACGUCUUAAGGGAGACCCUUCGCUUUGCCUCUGUUCGUUUCUUUGAGACCAGCUGCUGUAUGUUUCCCGUUUGUCCUAAAGGCGCACACGGGCGGAUACAUUGGAGUCCGGCGCAGAUCUGGCGCAGCGGGCGGGAGGAACACCAGGAUCAUUGCAGUACCUAUAAUGAAUGGCUGCUGAAAGACACCACUGACCCUGGCAACGAGACAUUACAUUAGUGCUGCUGGUGUCAUGUGAACACAAUCAUUUAGCAAAUGAUUUCUCGGGCGCUUUGGUGCUUGCAGUGUUUCCUGGGUUCUAAUGCAAGAGGGAGUUGUUAACCAGUGAAAGGAAGCCCCAAAAAUACAGACUUUUAGAGGCAACAUAGUCGCAUCCUGACCACAAACUGCAGGUUGCAUUCAUUCACAGCAUGACUGUUGCCACAGGCGACCCAGCUGAUGAAGCCGCAGCUCACCCGGGUCAGCCACAGGACACGUAUGACCCGGAACCAGACCAUGAGUGCUGCGAAAGGGUGGUCAUUAACAUCUCUGGCCUGCGCUUUGAGACGCAGCUCAAAACGCUGUCCCAGUUCCCCGAGACAUUGCUCGGGGACCCCAAAAAGAGAAUGCGCUACUUUGACCCUUUGAGGAACGAGUACUUUUUCGACAGGAACCGCCCAAGUUUUGACGCCAUUCUGUAUUAUUACCAGUCAGGCGGCAGGCUGCGGAGGCCUGUCAAUGUGACAUUGGAUAUUUUUUCUGAGGAGAUACGAUUUUAUGAGCUCGGGGAAGAAGCCAUUGAGAUGUUCAGAGAGGAUGAAGGAUUUAUUAAGGAAGAGGAGAAACUCCUGCCAGAAAAUGAGUUUCAGAGGCAGGUGUGGCUGCUCUUUGAGUACCCUGAAAGUUCAGGGCCUGCCCGGAUUAUUGCCAUCAUUUCCGUCAUGGUCAUCCUCAUAUCUAUAGUCAGUUUUUGCCUAGAGACACUUCCGGUUUUUCGCAAUGAGGACCUGGACCACAAAAUUCCCAUGGGCUCCAACUCAACAAUUACUUACACCUCCACCUACUUUACUGACCCCUUCUUCAUCCUGGAGACCCUUUGCAUCAUAUGGUUCUCCUUCGAGUUCCUAGUGCGUUUCUUUGCGUGUCCCAGCAAAGCAGGCUUCUUUGUCAAUAUAAUGAACAUCAUUGAUAUUGUGGCUAUAAUACCUUACUUUAUCACCUUGGGAACAGAGCUAGCAGAGAAGCCAGAGGAUGGCCAACAAGGGCAGCAAGCCAUGUCACUUGCCAUCUUGAGGGUCAUCAGAUUAGUACGAGUCUUCAGGAUCUUCAAACUGUCCCGGCACUCGAAAGGGCUGCAGAUUCUUGGGCAAACACUCAAGGCCAGCAUGAGGGAGCUAGGGUUGCUUAUCUUCUUUCUCUUCAUCGGAGUCAUCCUCUUUUCGAGUGCUGUCUACUUCGCUGAGGCGGACGAGCCUGACUCACAGUUUAUUAGCAUCCCCGAUGCCUUCUGGUGGGCCGUUGUCACAAUGACGACAGUAGGGUAUGGUGACAUGGUUCCAACUACUAUCGGAGGCAAAAUUGUGGGAUCCCUGUGCGCUAUCGCUGGUGUGCUGACCAUUGCCUUGCCCGUUCCUGUCAUAGUCUCAAACUUCAACUACUUCUACCAUCGAGAGACAGAAGGCGAGGAACAGGCCCAGUACCUUAACGUGACCAGCGUCCCCAAGAUAGACUCCUCGGAGGAUCUGAAAAAGAGCCGCAGCGGGUCAACCAUGAGCAAGUCUGACUACAUGGAAAUUCAAGAAGCUGUUAACAACAGCAACGAGGACUUUCGAGAGGAGAACAAGACUGGCAACUGCAACCUAACCAACACAAACUAUGUUAACAUCACCAAAAUGCUUACAGAUGUAUAACCGCUUUGAACAGCCUUGAAAGACAAGGUGGAAUAAAGUAGGGGAGUGCAAACCCCGGUUUUGAAGGCUUCAGACGCCUCGUGCAAGAGUUUCAAGACGGGAGAACUGAAAUGCGUCCAUUUGAGCGAAGGAUCAAUAUUGAAGACCUGUACAUCAUUCCAUCCCCAUUACCUGCCACAAGUUCUGGAAAACUUGAUUGUUGGGGGACGUUGUUUUGCAUCGUCGUGUUCAGUGUCUGCAUGGAGUUUGUCUUUCUGUGUGACUGUUCUAGUAGUCGUUCUGCUUGCAACAGUAGCCAAAUCGUAGCCUAAUCAAUAGAUACAUGCGUAGCAUAGAUGGACCAAUUCCUGACUCCCAUUCCCCAUUCACUGCCAACCUGAGGACCCCUUGAGUCUUGUGUGUAUUUAUACCUUGGGAGAACAACAAUUUUGUCACUCCAAUUGACUGAGUUAAUGUUUAUUCAUGAAGAAUCACCAUGGAGGAUGUAUUUCUCUGCAAAUGCACAAAUGCUGCCUGUCCUGCCAGCCACAACAGCAUACCAUGUGUGGUACCUAAAAAUAUAGCAUUCCAUCUUGUGACAGAGAUAUACUUGCAGGCACCAACCUUGGGGGCCUGGAAAGCCAGUUAAACUGCCCCCUUUCUCUAUCUCUAUGACCAUUUUUCCCUCUUUUGCUGCCAACUGAAAGUGGAGCGGAGAUUGUUUUGAAGUCGCCCAUUUCCCCAAUGUCGUAAUUCAACUAUACUGCAUGAGCAGCUGCCCUCCAUUGCAUCAUUUCCACCUGUCACUUACUUUUUCCAUCAUUGUAAACUUCCAAGCAUUCCAUGUGUAUGAGAAAUGUGUUUUGUGACGAACGUCUACCCCUACAAGCGCCUGACGAGGGGUUACAGGAGUGUAGAUAUUUUACUGUGACAUUGCAGCCAACAACAGCAAAACACUAGCUCACUAAGUCAGGUCACCAAAGAUGAAGUUCACUGCCGCUAUUUAUUGCAUUUUUAUGUUGUUUUUACAUUGUAGUGCCAUUUCAUGGUGCAUCCUGCUCAUAAUAUGAUGCUGGAGAAUUUGGAUAAAACUUGUGUGAAAAUGA
Messenger RNA from Carassius auratus (goldfish), 3365 nucleotides. RefSeq names its product potassium voltage-gated channel subfamily A member 2. Gene Ontology annotation, molecular function: protein binding; delayed rectifier potassium channel activity. The coding region runs from base 802 to 2280 and encodes 492 amino acids. Gene Ontology annotation, cellular component: axon terminus; membrane; juxtaparanode region of axon. The transcript has 3 exons. The record is from RefSeq and is a predicted model, not a curated record. Lineage: Eukaryota; Metazoa; Chordata; Actinopteri; Cypriniformes; Cyprinidae. Gene Ontology annotation, biological process: potassium ion transmembrane transport; protein homooligomerization; action potential.